GACUUUGUGAUAUUAACACUUUUACUACAUGCUCCACUAUAGAUUAUAUUUUGCGGAAUAUAUCACACAAAUUAUAAUAAAGCCUAUUGUUAGAGCGGAAAAGGAUGUGUGAUAAGAGAAUAUGUGAGCUGCGAGGAGACCGUAUCAUGAUUCACAUUUUACAAUUCAGAUAGUCUUCUUAGUCUAUGUAUACUUCAGUGUUUAAUCUUUAGUACAUUAAAAUUAUGUUGAAAAAGGGAUACUUCGAUUUUGGUAGAUCGGAAGGAUUUCCGACUCAAUAUCCAGAAAACAAAACUGCGGUGACUGUUGAUGUGUUAGAAACUGGAUUUAUGUUGGCGUUUGUUAUAAUUGCUACAGCGUAUUAUAUCAUUACUCCUGGCUACAGUCAGAAACGGAGCAUUUAUGUUGUUCUAAAAGCGACUUUUAGUAUUCUCAUAGGUUGCCUGAUAAUGUUAGGAAAUUUUGGUCAAGAAUGGGAAGUUGGGUACCUAAAUAGUACGACACCUUAUCGCGCCGGUGAAAAGAGUGAAAUUCGGGCAAUAAUGGGAAUAAAAAUCGGACUGCGUUCAGUAAAUAUAACUCUAAAAGGAAUGGGUGAGCGCAAUACUCCUCUUGAGAAAGAACAAAUCAAUUACAACGAAAGAUUCGCUUGGACUUGGGAUCAGGGGAGAAUAGGUUUUGGGCCUUAUGCGGGCCUCGUACAGCGGACUUUUAGAGAGUCUCAAAGGAAAGGACUACCUUUACCAAUUCUUUGGAUAGCAGAAUAUUUUACACUGGAUGGAGAAGGAAUUCGAUUUGGUAGAUUUUAUAGAACUGCAGGAUGGUACACACAUAUUCUUUUAUGGCUUGCCUUACCUACUUGGAUAAUGGCUAAUAUAUUUUUACAAUUAGUCGGACGUUAUGCAGCGUAUUUUAUUGGAAUAACUGGUUCCUUACAGCUGUUAUCUUGCAGCGUGUGGUUCUUGGUCAGAAACCCAUUGCCAUUGAGAAUUCCUUUUGCAGAUGGAGUAAUACAAUUGCAUUAUGGUCCCGAUUUUUGGUUGACCUGUUCUAGCGGAACACUCUGUCUGAUUCUGGCGUUAGUAAUGAUCUUUAUGGACCUUAGAUAUCCUGACGCGCUUUCAGCAUUUCUUGGGAUAGAUCCGCUUAAUCAAUAUGAUGAAUGUAUAAUAAAACAAUCAGAUCUUAACAAUGCAACGCAAAAAACACAUAAAAUGGAUAACGUACUGGAAAUGGAGGAGGCAUCAAAAACGGAAACAAUAAAGCAAAUAAAGGAUGCUAAUGUGGUUGUAAUGAAGAGACGUUCAACGUUGACAAAGGCGCAGAAGAAAACACUUUUGCGUGCUCCGUUGCCAGUACGAAUAGAACAAUAUCCAAAUGAAGAUCCGAUUUACGCGAAUCAAGUCCUCCCGGGGCCAUCACAAGCGUACAACGAACGCUAUCGUAGUACUGAAAAAUUGGUUUCGCCACCGCUUCCACAAAAGCCGUUAAAAAAGAAGAAUCGAAAGUAAAUAAACGAUGCAGUAAUCCUAUAAGCUAUACUAAGGAUAUUUGGAACUAAUUGAAACUAAUGAGUACUCAAUAAAUAUAAUAAUAUAAAAGCAA
Cephus cinctus (wheat stem sawfly) is the source of this 1605-nucleotide messenger RNA. RefSeq names its product dual oxidase maturation factor 1. Gene Ontology annotation, biological process: protein transport. The record is from RefSeq and is a predicted model, not a curated record. The transcript is spliced from 10 exons. Lineage: Eukaryota; Metazoa; Arthropoda; Insecta; Hymenoptera; Cephidae. Bases 225 to 1511 code for a protein of 428 amino acids. Gene Ontology annotation, cellular component: endoplasmic reticulum membrane.